This is a messenger RNA of Jaculus jaculus (lesser Egyptian jerboa), 2573 nucleotides long. RefSeq names its product calcineurin like EF-hand protein 1 (gene Chp1). The record is from RefSeq and is a predicted model, not a curated record. Gene Ontology annotation, molecular function: calcium ion binding. The transcript is spliced from 7 exons. The coding region runs from base 209 to 796 and encodes 195 amino acids. Lineage: Eukaryota; Metazoa; Chordata; Mammalia; Rodentia; Dipodidae.
CAGCAUUGACGUGGGCUCCUGCGCUGGGCGGGGACUCUCUCCUGAUUGGCUGAUUUCCAGGUCUCCUCCCCCGCGCGCCACCCCUGGUUUUCCUCCCCGGACCGCAGGAGGAAAGCUGCCCUCUCCCUUCCUGACCCCUGGCCCUUCCUCCUCUCCCGCCUCCUUUGCUUGUGGCGCUGCGGCUCGCAGAGGAACUCCAGGCACGGUGAUGGGGUCCCGGGCCUCCUCGUUAUUGCGGGACGAAGAGCUUGAGGAGAUUAAGAAGGAGACUGGCUUUUCCCACAGUCAGAUUACUCGCCUGUACAGCCGGUUCACCAGCCUGGACAAAGGAGAGAACGGGACUCUCAGCCGGGAAGAUUUCCAGAGGAUUCCAGAACUUGCCAUCAACCCCUUGGGAGACAGAAUCAUCAAUGCCUUCUUUUCAGAGGGAGAGGACCAGGUAAACUUCCGUGGAUUCAUGAGAACUCUGGCUCAUUUCCGACCCAUUGAGGAUAAUGAAAAGAGCAAAGAUGUGAAUGGACCAGAACCACUCAACAGCCGAAGCAACAAACUGCACUUUGCUUUCAGACUAUAUGAUUUGGAUAAAGAUGACAAGAUCUCCCGUGAUGAGCUGUUGCAGGUCCUACGCAUGAUGGUUGGAGUAAAUAUCUCAGAUGAGCAGCUGGGCAGCAUCGCAGACAGGACAAUCCAGGAAGCUGAUCAGGAUGGGGACAGUGCCAUAUCUUUCACAGAAUUUGUUAAGGUUUUGGAGAAGGUGGAUGUUGAACAGAAAAUGAGUAUCCGAUUUCUUCACUAAAAGGGCAGAGACACAUUGUCCUUGCUUUCUAGUAUUUAAGAACUGGAACCUAAGCAUCCUCUUCUUCUCCAGCCCCACCCACCUCACCUUAUUAUCUCCUUCCUCCCAGGGUAUGGCUCUUGCAUGACAGCCCCAAAUCUCUUCUGUCCACAUAAACCUACCUUUGGUGUACAAACAGGGUGUUACAGAGUGGUGCCCUCAGUCCAUGUCUGUUCAGGAUCCAUCACCAGUUCUUCACGAGCAAGUGCAUCUCUCCCUGUUCAGCUGUUGAAUGACAUCUGUCUGUUCAGUUGAGGACAUGGGAGGGACUCAUGCCAAGAGCCAGCUGGCACAGCUUCCAGUGGCUGGAGACUGCGGCCAUGCUGCCUUCCCUGCAGUGAGGCUUCAGCGUGCUCCUGCAUCCUUCUUACACGUCCUUUGCUUCCUACUUCCCUGCCACACAGCCUUUCGUUCGCUCCUCUUUAUUGCGCCUUGAGAUUCUCUCUGUUGUACUGGAAACUCCAGGCUCUGCUGUUAAACCCAUUUCUGACUUGGCAGAAUAGUUCAGGGGCCUGGCACUUUUGUUCUCUUUCACUUAGUGGGUCUCUGAGUGUUGCCUUUCAAGGAACUAUUGAGUAUCCAGUACUUCUCUUGGAAGAAUGAGGCUCUGUCUUGGUCCCCUGCACAGCACUGUUGUCAAAAGGCUUUUGGGUGGAGAUGUCCCUCUUGGAAGGUAGCCUUUAGCCACGUUUCCUAGGUGGCUUCCUAGGUCACUCUACCUCCAGCCGCUGAUUCUCUGCUUACAUCCUUACACGCCUCCUUAUGCAAGUAUAGUGUUGGUGAUCCCGAAAAGAGGCAUUGCCUGCAGGUUUGCUUCACUUUGGGACACCGUCUUCACCAGUGACUGCUGACGUGUGCUGGGGAACUGCUCAUGGCAGAGUGAACAUGGAGGUGAGGCACCCUGUAAAGCUGCCUGCAUCCACUCUGCAGCAGACUAAUGUGCUACAGAAGUGCCUGACUUACCCCAGUGCAAAGAAGGAAAGAUUGUCCUCAAUGUCCCUAACAUUUUGUACAAAAUUCUUUGUGAGUUUGAGACAUGCAAACGAUAAUGUUGGAAGCCAUAUUCAGCCCCUAACACAGGUCAGAAACAUUGAAUGUAUUAUCUCAUUAGUUUCUUGGUCACAUGACCUCCCUUGCUCCUUGGGUAAACCACUGCAAAUCCCUUAGAAGCUCAAAUGCUAGCACUGGUGGCACUUCCUAAUAUGGCAGUACAGGUCUUUGAGUAAGCUAGAGCAACUUUUCUGCUAAAGUCAGCUUAGAGUAGACUUCGUGGAGUCAGGCUCUUCCCACCCUGUGUCUGUAUGAGUCUAUUCAUCUAUGUGCCCUUGGCUGGUACUUUCUCUGAUGUAUUACUUCCUUGCUUGCUUGUUUCCUUGCUUUGGAAGGCUAUCCAAGAUAUGGAAACAGUUAUUCAGCAAUUAAGUUGCUUAAAAAAAUGGGUAAAUGUGGGAACCGGGGAUUGGCCAGGUUGAGUGGCUUAAGUAUAUAUGAAUGAGUAAUUCUUCAUGAAGUAUCAGUCUGACUUUGUGAUCAAAUAAUGUAUAGGAAUUGAAUUGUCUGAUACUGAUGUGUUAUCGAGGUACGUCAGAGGCUUCUUGAUUUACAUAUUUAAGGUUCCUAAAAUUAUGCCAUCCCUUUGGCUGUAUAGCAAACUGUUUUAAUCCACAGUUGUGCCUUAUUGUCCCAUUAAUUGUGUUCCUCAGUCCAUCAAUAAAUACUUGUGGUUAAAACAAAACAA